AUGUAAAAUUACAAAGAUCAUUUCUGCGUUAGCAAAUUUGUAAUUAAGUUUUGUAUUAGAUUUUAAUAAGUUAAUAGCUAGCUAGCUGGGUGGAUUUAUCUUUCCUAAAUUGCUGUUUAAAGAGAAUAAGCUUAAGCAUCCCCACAAAACUCUAAAAUGAUUAACCAAAAUACAGAAAGUCUCUUUUGUCUUUCACAAAAUCAUGAAUUAAUCUAAUAAUAAAUAUACACUAGUACACUUGCUAAAUGCUAGUUAGAAAAUAGAGAAAUUGAUUUAAAAUCAAAGAACUCAUUUAAUUUAGCAAAUUCAAAUGCUGACAUAUAAGAUGAAGAUACUAAAGAAACAAUUAACUCAAUAAAUAACUUAACUAUAAAAAACUUUUCAUACAAUUCUGGAAUCUGUGAAACAGAAAAUAAGAGUAACACCAAUGAAACACCUAAUUACUAAACUAGCCAUUCCCAAGUUUUUAAAUCUGAAGUAUUUGAUUCUGAUUAAAAGCAAAAAAUUUUUAUUGAUGAUAAGGAGGAAGAAAGUGAAGAUUAAGAUGAAAACUAAAACAAAAAAAGUUUAAAUAAUUCAAUUUAUUAAAAAACUGAGAAAAAUAUGUUGAGUAUUAUAAAGAGUUCUCUACAUAAAAGGGUUACCUUCUAAGAACUUAAUUAAAAAAAUGAAUUUGAAAGCAACGAAGAAGCUUUUAAGGAAUUAUUAUAUUUGCUACAAUAAAACUAUGGUGAUAAAAUCAAAUAAUUACGUAAUCAAUUUCUAACUUACUCUUACUGA
Molecule: messenger RNA, 780 nt
Organism: Tetrahymena thermophila SB210
Lineage: Eukaryota; Ciliophora; Oligohymenophorea; Hymenostomatida; Tetrahymenidae
Exons: 7
Source: RefSeq, a predicted model, not a curated record